GGCGCGCGGCCGCGGGGGGCUGCAGGAGGAAGGCGCGGGCCGCGGCCGGGACCCUCGCGGCAGACAUGGACUUGCAUUGUGAUUGCGCCGCCGAAACGCCGGCCGCCGAGCCGCCGUCGGGGAAGAUUAAUAAAGCGGCUUUCAAACUGUUCAAGAAGAGGAAGCCGGGUGGCACCAUGCCCAGCAUCUUCGGGGUCAAAAACAAAGGGGACGGGAAGGGCGCGGGGCCGGCGGGGCUGGUGAGGAGCCGGACGCACGACGGGCUGGCCGAGGCGCUGGUGCUGGAGGGCGGCCGCCGCGAGGAGCCGCGCGCGGGCGGCGGCGGCGGCGGCGGCGGGGACGGGGCGCGGCCGGGCCCCGCGGCCCCCCGGGCGGCCCCGGGCGGCGCGGGCCCCGCGGCCGGCGGCUCGGUGGCCAAGUCGCACAGCUUCUUCUCGCUCCUGCGGAAGAACGGGAGACCCGAGAGCGGCAAGGCGGAGCAGGCCGACGCGGGCCAGGCCGGCGGCAGACAAAAGCGGGGGCUGCGGGGGCUCUUCGGCGGCGUGCGCUGGCGCAGGAAGGACCGGCGGCCCAAGGACGCGGCGCCCGCGGGGCGCGCGGGGGCCCCGGGCGGCCUGGCGCGGCCGGGCUCGCUCACCGCCAGCCUGGAGUGCGUCAAGGAGGAGGCGCCCGCGGCCGCGCGCCAGCCGCACGGCCCCGGCGCGGACGCCCGGCCGGAGCCAGCAGGUGAGCCCGCGGCGGGGGAGCCGACGCCGGCCGGCGCCCCGGGAGAGGGCGCCGCGGGGCCGGGGCGCGCCGAGCAGCCCCGCGCGCCCCCCGAGCCGCGCUCCGGUGAGGGCCGGCCGGCCGAGAACGCCUCCGGGCCCGGGGACGCGCCGGCCGAGACUGCGCCCCGGGCCGACUCCGAAGGCGGCCGCGCGCCCGCCGCCCCUGACCCUUCCUCGGUCGAUCCACCCUCAGACCCAUCGGCCGAUCGUAUUUGUCUGAUGUUUUCUGACGUGACUUCAUUGAAAAGCUUUGACUCUCUUACAGGCUGCGGAGAUAUUAUCGCAGACCCCGAGGACGAGGCAGGUCCCAGCUGUGCCAAGCAUGCCCCCGGGCCAGGUCAGCCAGCCCCCUCCAAAAAGACCCCGGGCGUGGUGGCCUACCAAGGAGGCGGGGAGGAGAUGGCGAGCCCGGCCGAGGCGGACGACUCCUACCUGCAGGAAUUCUGGGACAUGCUCUCCCAGACCGAGGACCAGGGAUCAGGGCCCCAGGAGGGGGCGGCCACGGCUACCGCAGCGCCGGAAGCCCCGGUGGCACCCGAGACCCCCAGAGACGCCAGGUGUGCGGAGGGUGCCCAGGACGCGUCCUCGGUCAAGCGCCGGAGGCUCAACCGCAUCCCCGCGGAGCUCCCCGCCAAGGAGGAGCCCCAGCACCCGGAGAAGGAGCCGCCGGAAGGCGCCCACAACGGUGACGAGGGCCACUGGGACUCCAGCACCCCUGGGCCCAAGGAGGACAGCUCGGGCGGCGCGAGGAAGGCGGGCCUCCCCCGGGACAGCGACAGCGGCGACGCGCUCUACGAUCUCCACGUGGAGCCCGAGGAAAGCCCCUCAGCCCUUCCCUCCGCCAGCGAGGAGGCGUCCAGCUUGUCCCGGCUGAAGCCUGUGUCCCCGGGCACCAUCACCUGCCCGCUGCGGACGCCGGGCAGCUUGCUGAAGGACUCCAAGAUCCCCGUCAGCAUCAAGCACCUCGCGACCCUGCCAUCCAGCCAUCCGGCCGUGCACCAGCAGCCAGCCAGGAGCGAGAUGCCCAGAACAAAAAUCCCGGUGUCCAAAGUGCUGGUCCGCAGGGUCAGCAGCCGGGGCUUGGCCGGGACCACCCUCCGGGCCGCGGCGUCGUGCCACGAUGGUGCCAAAAAGUUGUGAGGUCUCCAAGGCCAAGGUGGAGGGGCCCCGUGUCAAGGAAUACAACUUUCCCUGGAAACCACUUCGGCAAGUUUCGCUUCCCGCUCAAGAAAGGCUUUUCCAAUAGGCCCUGCUCCCGCGCCUGCACCGAGGAGGUCUUUGUGCCGCCGGCAGGGGCGGGACACACUGCAGAGGGGAAGCUUCACGCGGGCUUCUCCCCUCAAGAUAGAUCCCCGAGAAUUAUUUUCAAGCACCCUUUUUCCUUUUUUACCUUUUUUACAAAUCUUUUUCUUUUUCUUUUUUCUUUAAUGCACUGAACACUCGGAAGUCACCUUUACUUGCCUUUGCAGAAAGCAGGACUUCAAACCUAAAUGCGCAUCAGGCCGUGAUAUUUGUCUGUGUCAGGGUCCAGCGGGCCUGGAGGGACCGCCGGGAGAACCAGAGGGGCCCUCUUCUUCCUGACACGUCCCUUCCUUCCUUCCUUCUUUUCCUUUCCAGGAAAAAAAAAAAAAGACCCUUUGCUGUAUCACUGUGUGGAAAACACCUACGGAACUGAAAGAGACAGGUAUUUACCUGAUGAGCGGAGGGAUCGCUGAUUGGCAGGAAACCUGCCGACUUUCGGUUGCUAGGUAUGCAGACAGGCCUUUAUCUACCAACGAUGGAGGAGAGUUUGGGUUUGCUGGGUUUAUUUAGAUCAUUUGGGGAGAAAUAAAAUGCUCAGCAGAGCAGGGUCCCCCACCCCCACCCCACCCACCCAGUGCAGAAUUCAGGAUCAGGGGAAGAUUUCACUAGAUGCCAACAGACACAGUGCUUCAGCAUUUAUAAGCUGUAACCUCUUCAUGUGUAGAUAAUACAUACUUUACAGAUUAUCCAGCUGUUAACAUUUUAUAAUCUGUCCAUAAUCUCGAGUUUAAAAUCUGGUUUUGUAGCUAGACAUGAAAACAGGUCCCAAACCAUUGAUGUUCUUUUAGGUCCUAUAAACCGAAGCAAUUCUGUUUUUGUUUUAGAUGGGUUCUCUGGCUUUCAGUGCAGGAAAAAAAAAAUCUAUUGUGUUGAUGUCCCAAAGGAAUGGUUCUGCCUUGUCUUAGGUAGGAGUCUAUUCGCUUCUCACCCUAGACCCUGGUUUUCAGAUCUUUUACCUUGGUUAUAAAAUUUUUGGAGUCAAUCAUUUCUCAGUGUGGGGAGUCCAAAACAAGGAACACAUAAAGAAAAACCAUAGAAAAUGUCGUUUUGCCUGUCCUUUGACUUCUGUUUUAUAGAUUUAGGACUGAGACAUGUAUGUUCAGAAUAUGGCACUUGGGAAUCUUAUGCAUAAGAAGUAUCUUGUGCCAAGAUGAUUUUUGAAAAGUGGUUUACUUACAUGUAUGUUUCCUGUUAUUUUAGAUGAAGCUUUCAUUUCAGAAAGGGUUACCAAAUGCCAUGAUAGUUUGAAUGAUCAACUCAAUUGGUUCCUAGAAUGCUGUUAGGGUCUAAUGAUUAUAUAGUAUCCUCUGUGAAAUGCACUUCAGUGCAUUUAAGCAAGAGACCAGAGCUUCCACUAGGAGAGAAUUCAUGGUAUCAGGAAGAUGAGACGUUUUCCAGUGCAGCUGCACACACGUAGAAGACAUACACACUUCUGGAUGACUCUCAUUUUCCGGAGAGAUUCCCUAAGUAGUGAACUGAUUUUACAUGCUUUUUAAAUUUGUUCUCUGUUUUGCGAAGGAAAGAACCAGGCAAGUUAAGUACGUGAAAACCUACUUUAGCAAUCUGAAGGAAGGAACAAACAGACGUCAAAGGAAUACAAAUCUGAGGCCACAGCACAAAGCAGGUUGUUUUCCAUUUCAAAUCUGCAGUGAUUCCAUUAGAAGAGGUGGUAGAGAUUUGCUGAAUGUCUUUAUUAUUCAGAUGACUGGCUUUUAUUGCAUCAUGUCAGAUCUUUAAUGUUAUUUCAAAGUAGUGCUUUGAUAUUUAAUUGCCUUGGGUCUAUAGAUGAGGUCCUGUAGGCAGACAGCCUUCAGCACUCAGAGUCUACCGCUAGGAAUUCAUCCAGCAGUCCACACUUCAUGUGCUCACGCACGCAGCUGUGCACAGCUAACAGACAAAGGCGUUCACUGUGAACUUGGAGAUAUUUUAGGAAUCAGUUCUGUCUGGAGAAGGGGAUUUAAAUUGGAUUCAACACCCAUAGUACAAGGUAGACUCAAAAUAUGGUCAUUUCCCCGUAGUGAAUGGAAAGACCGUAAAUGUUAUUCUAGGUGUAAAACAAAGGAUCUUUAUUUUCUUCUGGUUCAUCUUCUUGCAAGGGUUCCAUUCUUCUCUGCAUGAACCCUAACAGAGUUAUAUUAGUUCAACUGUUCAGUUGCACAGGGAAGGGAGGAGGACCCGAAGGACUGAUGAGAAUAUUGUCAUAGGAAAGGUAACCUAUUUAUCUAUUUUGUAAGCCCUGGAACAAACUAUUCUUGCCUUCACAGUUUGGGACUUAUUUCUGCAUUUACACCACUGUGCUGUUUUCUUUUUAUAAGUAAAGGAAAAUGUCGGCCAAGUCUACCUUAAUUUCCCCUUGCCUGCCACUUAACCAGUUACACAAGAUUUAAAAUACUUUCUUUUCAUUCUUUUUGCCAUAUAUUUUCUGUGUUUUUUUGCUCUCUCUCUCAGAAUUACACCUGCACCUGUCAAAUGAAGGAUUCAGACAAUAAAUUAAAUGGCCUCAAUCACUUGAUGGGAACUCAGGACCAGUGCAGGAAGGUGUGUCUUAACCUUUUCCAACCACAGACAAGGGACGUAGUUGCCUUUUUGUGCCAAGGGCUACUUUCUCUCAUUCAUGGAGAUUGUUUUCUAGACUUUUAAUAGAUUUACAUUCCAAUUAAUGUGUUCUCUGAUUUGGCCAUAUUUGCUGAUUUUUUUAAGGAAAGCGUUGGAUACGGGCUACCUAUGAUUCUGAGAUACUUGGUUGAUUAAUUCCCUGUAGUCAAAGAGUUGGCCAGAUCAUAUGGGAAAAGGUCCACUCAGUCGUUGGCCCUGAGUUCAUCAGUCAGUGUAAUAGCUUUGCACAAAGACAGCCUGACUUCAAUACCUGCGCUCCCCGGACAGUGUUACUUGCACCAUUCUGCUUCAGUACUGAUGCUUUUGUAUUUCCGUUAGCACCAGCGAGGAGAAACUGCUGACAGCCUUCUGAAUAAUCACAGGAGGAAACAGACUUUUAUUAUCUCUCCUAAUAACAACAACAGAAUAGAGAACCACUAAGGACUUCCUUUAGAUCCGUUUCCCACAGAUUAUCUGCCUACUUAAAUGCGAAGUGUGCGAUGUGGUAGGAAAGUGAUGACUUAUUGAGUUCAAAGGGUUUAUUCAUUAAUCUCAGAAGUAGUGUUCAGGUAUUUGCACUGACAUGAUUCUUCACAUGACCUUUCACCUACACAAAAAGUAAAUCAUCAAAAGGAAAGUUACCAAAGUAAAGAGACUGUAUCAGAUACCAAGAUGUCUUUGGCUGAGCUUUUCUGAGUUCUCGCUGUUUAAGUCUUGGUCAGGUUAAUUUCCGGCAACUUUUUACCGUGAACUUUGUACGAAGAGAUUGGUUAGGGUAGCUUUCUGUCCUCGCCCUCGGCCUCCGCCGUGUUUGUGCGGUGCCCUCGGGUGGCAGUCCGGGGCUGCUGCUUCUGGUGUUUGUUUUCACAUCUGCACCGUGGAACUCAGUCCCCGCUUGUAGUCACUGUAGGUUUCUCUCCUGAAUUAGAACUAUGUGGACAUGGCCCCCUGUGCUUGGCUUCUACUGAGCAUGUCCCUGGACAGUCACAUAGACUUAGCUCCCCUUAUGAUUGUUAAGAAGUUAAUCCAAGGAUUUUAUACCCUUAAACAGAAGGAAAAAGCAUCACCAUUGUGUGUAUUUAGCACCACUGAGGGCGGCCCAUUAGAAGGACCUGGAUGAGGGUGAAGGUAGAGCUCAGGGGUAGAGCACGUGCUUAGCAGGCACGAGGUCCUGGGUUCCAUCCCCAGCACCUCCACUGAAAAAGAUAAAAAAUAGAAGGACCUGGAUGAAACAAGAGGAGAAACCCAAAUACCACCUUCCAAUCCCAUUUCCCUCCCCCGAUGCAGGCAGACAGGGAAUACAUGGCACAGGUCUUGUUUAUUCUUCUUUAGGAGUUUUCAGUUCUCUAUGCACAAGUACUUAGAAAGCAGUGGGGACCCUGAGGCCAGUAUGGCAGCUGGAGUCUCAUGUGGGGAAGCGCAAGGCCAGCAUUUCCUUUCCGAGAGGAGGCGGCUGUAAUGUUGUCGGGUGGUGUGGGCGUGCGGCCCCUCCCCCAGGGCAGGGAUUGAUCCUGCGACCCUGUCCUGCCCUAGAGAGCCUCUGAUGACUCAUGGCUGUCCUGGAGCCUUCUCACAGCCUUCUCACUGUGAUGACCAUUGAAAGGAGUCAGUUUGUUGCAACAAUAGCCACUUACAAGGAACGUUAUCUCCCUACAGAUAAUGUUUCAAAGGAGAGAUUCAGAAGGGGAGUUUCAUGAUUAUGGAAAGGAAUUCCUUUUCAAACCGAAAAACAGAAGAUUAAAACAGUCACUAAGCCCGAGCACUGGAACUGGGCACAUUUUAUGACUGAUACUUGCUUUAACUCAAUGCACCACGUAUUCAGGGGCAUAGACUGUACCUAGGGCUUCACAAAACCCCGUUCCGUUAGGAGCCCCCACGUAACUGCGCUGGAAUCAAAGAUUCUUUGUAGUCAUUACAAACCCCUUUAUUUUACUUUACCUCCUUUUAUUUUGUAUUUUUUGCUUGUAGUUUGUGGGCUGGAGCAGAGUGGCGUGAGAUUGGACAGGGGUAGUGUCGAAUAGGUCAUGCAAAGCCCUCUAAAAAUAAUCAUUGUAACAAGGCUGACCGUGUGCUGAGUGCUUGCUCUUGCCAGCCUCUCCCAGGAGCUUUACAGGUGCUUAGUGCUCUCAGCAGCCAUGUGGGUGAGGCGACGCUAUGUCCCUAACAGGGCACACGUACUUCAUCCUUUCUGUUUGUUCCUAGUCUAUUCCAUCCGUCCGUCUGUCUGUCUAUCCACCCAGUCUCCGGGACAGGGAUAUACACUCUUGAGUGACUUACAGUAAUACCAGAGCUGAUACCAAUACUGCUUAAUCUCAUCACCAGCUCACUCUCAGUAGGGAAAGAGCUAACGCAUGCCUCACGCAGCCGAGGGCUGACGCGCCCAUCCUGGGGGAAGGCUGCCCCUGCCUACCGUUCAGAGACAAACAUCUGCCUCUCUUUGGAGGAAUCCUUGCCUUCGUGGGAUUGACUUCAGCAGUGUGGACGGAAAUCUCUUCCGUUGUCAUGGCGAUGCUCCUUCCCUGAUGGGGUUUCAGUCAUUCCGAGCACGUUUUGUUUUCCCACCUUACGCCCAGUCUAGGCUGGUUCUGGGUGUUCUGUGUUGUCUGUUUGAAUAGUAGGGAGCGGUGACCCCUCCCCUUGACACAAUUCCAAACUGCAGGGGAAGCUCCUGUCUCUGGUCUUGAAUCCUUGCUUAGAUGUUCUGAUUCGUUAAUUCCUUCAACUAAUAUUUACUGAGCACCUCUAAGUCAGUCACUGUGAAUUUGAAUAUUUUAUAUUUAGUUAAAAGAACGGAACAUAAACUUUGUGUUCAAGCCGGGAUGAUGCUCUGUGUUCUCUGUUAUAGUCCUGUUCGCAGGAACCAGGCGAGGUGGGUAGCACUCUAGUCUACAGAGGAAGAAAAUGAGGAAAAGGAAAAUUUUUGUCCUAAGUCACUCAUUAAUAAGCAGAGGACAGAAUAUGAACCAGAAAUCUAGCUCUCUGGCUCAUGCUUUAAUUAUAAAUCUUUUUUAGCCUUGUGAAUCAGUUUUUAUGCGACUUGUUUUUGG
Messenger RNA from Camelus dromedarius (Arabian camel), 7711 nucleotides. It is a transcript of the gene AMER2, whose product is annotated as APC membrane recruitment protein 2. Gene Ontology annotation, biological process: regulation of canonical Wnt signaling pathway. The record is from RefSeq and is a predicted model, not a curated record. Gene Ontology annotation, molecular function: beta-catenin binding; phosphatidylinositol-4,5-bisphosphate binding. Gene Ontology annotation, cellular component: plasma membrane. The coding region runs from base 66 to 1907 and encodes 613 amino acids. Lineage: Eukaryota; Metazoa; Chordata; Mammalia; Artiodactyla; Camelidae. The transcript has a single exon.